CGGUUAGUCAAACUCCUGCCUGUGAAAGUAAAGGUGUGCGGCUGAAAAGGGAGGAGGAGAGUUGGGAAAGCGAAGAGGGGGGCCACCAAAGAGGAGUGGAGAGAGGCGGAGCACCGUUGGGGACCUCGGGAGAAAGAGAGAGAGGCCAUUGAUUUGGGUUUGAAAUUUGGAUAGAGACUAGUUUUCGAAUUAGCCUACUUAAAAGAGGAUUGAACCUGGACUACCCUACUGUUGGUUCAAUGAACGUAAACCGUAUACGAGAGAGAGAGAAAAAAUCCGUAUAUGUUCAUCACAAAGGGCGAGGAACCGCGGACCAGACCGAAGGGACAAUUGUCCUCAGCCAGCUACGACUUUGUCGCUUCCAGAGAAACCCCCACACACCAAAGAGAUAGCUCACAUUUGGACUCUUCAUUGGAACAAGUAGUAAGAUUGAACCACUGCGACCCUUGGAUGUGAAUUGAAAUUUCCUUUGGGAUUGUAUUCCGUUUGUAUUCGGGUCACCAAAGCAAAGCGUCGCGGCAAAGCGUUUAACUGUCUCUUGCCCCUCAGGGUGAUGAAUGUCCGUAUUCACACGCGCAGCGGGGCUUCCAAAGAAGAACAGAUGCAGAAACCGAGAAUGGGAUGCGUCUCAGUGCCUUUGUAAAGCAUGGCCCUAUAUGUUUUUCAGUUAGAAAAGAGAUACUGUUUGUGAAGAGGAAUCACAUUACGUUGUAGCCUAUUCUUCGCCUAAUUUGGACUAAAGGAAUUAAAGUGAAUCAAGGAAAGCCUUGCUGGAUACGCCUGAACUACUCAUAGGCUACUCGGAUAGUUCUUUUGUGUGGAGGGAUUUGCAAAAUACUCGCCUAUUUGAGGAUAUUCGAAAAGAAAGGUCUGCCCCCACACCCCUCCCCCACCCAACCCGGCCUCCAAGAUAGAUUCCCUCAGGAGCAAGGUUGACCUGCUGCGGCUGCCCCUGGCCCUCUCCUCCAAGUCCAUCAGCCACCGCAAGAGCCAGCUGGGUCCCGCCGCGGGGGGAGGAGUAGGGGCCCGCAAACCCCGCCCACCGCCCGCCUCCGACAUGGACAACGAGUCGCAGUACUCGGGCUACUCCUACAAGUCGUCCCGCAGCUCACGCAAGCACAGGGAGAGGAGGGACAGGCACCGGUCGAAGAGCCGGGACAGCAGCGUCCGGGGGGACAAGUCUGUGACCAUCCAGGCCCCUGGAGAACCGCUCCUGGACGGCGAGUCGACCAGAGGAGAUGACAGGGAUGACAACUGGGGCGAGACCACCACCGUGGUCACGGGCACCUCGGAGCACAGCGUCUCCAACGAGGACCUGACGCGCGUCUCCAAGGAGCUGGACGAGUCGUCGCCGCUGGAGUGCCGCCGCUUCCUCGGCCCGGCCCUGGGCGCCGUGCUGGGCCUCUUCGCCCUGGUCACCCCCCUGGCCUUCCUGGCGCUCCCCCAGCUGCUGUGGCGGGACGCCCUGGACCCGUGCGGCACGCCCUGCGAGGGCCUCUACGUCUCCCUGGCCUUCAAGCUCCUCGUCCUCCUCAUCUCCACCUGGGCGCUGUUCCUGCGCCCGCCGCGCGCCUCGCUCCCCCGCUUCUUCAUCUUCCGCUGCCUGCUGCUGGCCCUCGUCUUCCUCUUCGUGGCGUCCUACUGGCUGUUCUACGGCGUGCGCGUGCUGGAGCCGCAGGAGAGGGACUACCGGGGCAUCGUGGGCUACGCGGCGUCGCUGGUGGACUCGCUGCUCUUCAUCCAGUACCUGGCGCUGGUGCUGCUGGAGGUGCGGCACCUGCAGCCCGCCUUCUGCCUCAAGGUGGUGCGCACCACCGACGGGGCCAGCCGCUUCUACAAUGUGGGCCACCUCAGCAUCCAGAGGGCAGCCGUGUGGAUUCUGGACCAGUACUACAGUGACUUCCCCGUGUACAACCCGGCGCUGCUCAACCUGCCCAAGUCCAUCCUCUCCAAGAAGAUGUCUGGAUUCAAGGUCUACAACCUGGGAGAAGAAAACAGCACCAACAACUCCACCGGUCAGUCCAGGGCCAUGAUGGCCGCUGCCGCGAGGCGCCGCGACAACUCCCACAACGAGUACUACUACGAGGAGGCUGAGAUGGACCGCCGGCUACGCAAGCGCAAGGCCAGGCUGGUGGUGGCGGUGGAGGAGGCCUUCACCCACAUCAAGCGCCUCCAGGAGGACGAGCCGGCCGCCUCGUCGCCCAAGCACCCCCGGGAGGUGAUGGACCCCCGGGAGGCGGCCCAGGCCAUCUUUGCCCCCAUGGCCCGGGCCAUGCAGAAGUACCUGCGCACCACCCGCCAGCAGCCCUACCACAGCAUGGAGAGCAUCAUCAACCACCUGCAGUUCUGCAUCACGCACAACAUGACCCCCAAGGCGUUCCUGGAGCGUUACCUGAGCCCAGGGCCGACCCUGCAGUACCAGAAAGAGAACGGCAGGGGGCGCCAGUGGACGCUGGUGAGCGAGGAGCCCGUGACGUCUUCGCUGCGCCAGGGCCUUGUCUUCUCCCUGCGCCGCCUCGACUUCUCCCUGGUCGUCACGGUGACGCCCCUCCCCUUCCUGCGCCUGGGGGAGGAGUUCAUCGACCCCAAAAGCCACAAGUUUGUCAUGAGGCUCCAGUCGGAAACGUCCGUCUAGCAAAGGGGGAGGGGAAGAAACGCAGCGAAGAAAGAGAGAGAUCGAGUAAGAUAAACAGGAGAGAGAGAGAGAGAGAGAGAAAGAAAGAGAGACAAAGAGAAAGAGAGAGAGAGAGAGAGAGAGAGAGAGAGACUGCAGAGGACAGGUUAAAUACAAGAGAAGUGAAGGCUGCUUGAGGAGGAGAGGAGACCACCAAUGAUGUGCUUCCCUCGUGCUUCCUCCUGCCUUUGUCCGACCAAUCGGACGCUUCCUCGACAUGACUCCACUGUUCCCCCCAAUGUCACAGACUCACCUGACCCGAGCGCAUUGUCGUGACACCGUGUUAGCAGUUGUUGUCUGCAUCGGGGGAAGGUUAUUAACGGACAACACACCUCAAAAACACCAACACUGAUAUAUUUCAUAGUUACCCCUGUUGUCAUUCAGAAACAUCCCGGCCCAGUGUUGAGACUUUUAAGUGAGUGAACUUUUUCUUCAGUCGGUUGUCUGUUAAUUCUGUGUUGAGUUUGAACUUCCAACCUUGUAUGUAACAACAGCAUACCUCAUGGGUAUGGGUGUUACACCGUCAGAGAUGGGCUCUCUGUCUUGUCUGCUCUCCUGCAAAGCUGUAAAUAGAGUCGGACACCAAGGGCUUGGGGACAACUGGAUUUCAUGUUUGGUCUGUGAGUGUGCAUGUGUGCACACUUGUGUUUGUUUGGUAAUAGAAGUGCAUGGUCAGUGGUCAGUCUUUUAACCAACCAACCAUGGAUUUGUGUAAAGAUGUCCGACUGUCCAAACUGAAACACUGACAAGCUGUUAUUUUUUUUAUUUUUUUUAAUUAUCAGUUAUUUUUAAUAUAAGAGGAAGUACACUGGUGAGUAAUAAGAUCCCUUUUCUUUUAAAGGGGAACUUGCUCAGUCUCACAGAUUAGCAUCGGCCAUGUGUGAAACAACAGAUAAAACGGGGUUAUUUUAUUCUCGAGUGUGUGGGUGUAACAUAUGACCACUGCACCGCUCUGACACAUGCCUGCCGAGCAGAGAUAUACUGACCCCACCCACAAACACUGGGGACCAAUAGUGUUACAGAGCCACGACAGAUAUGUGGACAGACAAAUGAUAUGCUGAAGUAUGACUGUGCUUUUUGGCAGCUCCGAGCCACCGUAGCCUCCUUAUGUUGUACAUACUUGUUUUGAUUCCUUUAUCAUGUGUAUAUUUGUCAAUGUUGAACUACGAAUGCAUUUGUGUAGUUGUUCGUAUGUGUGUGUGUGUGUUUUCUAACAAAGUAGCUUUCAUGUAAAGGUGUUUUUUGACUUGUUCCAUUUCAACAUAAUUCCCCUGCUUGCAUGAAGCUCCAUGAACCUUUUGGAAGAUUUGCAUUCUCGCAGUACUCGCAGUGUUUUGAUAAACAUUUUGUAUCAACAUAUACUGUACUAAAGCUAAACCCCUAACCCUUUUAUUAAAAACAGUACUCGGUAACAAAAGUUUGUAGAUUGCUGUGGGAUGUGAAAGGCUUUCAUAUUCGAUCAUUUUAGUACUAAACAAUUUGAAAAACUUUCUAAAUAAAUGAUCUCCUUCA
Osmerus eperlanus (European smelt) is the source of this 4186-nucleotide messenger RNA. Its product is annotated as vang-like protein 2. The record is from RefSeq and is a predicted model, not a curated record. Lineage: Eukaryota; Metazoa; Chordata; Actinopteri; Osmeriformes; Osmeridae. Gene Ontology annotation, cellular component: plasma membrane. The transcript has 8 exons. The coding region runs from base 1058 to 2635 and encodes 525 amino acids. Gene Ontology annotation, biological process: multicellular organism development; establishment of planar polarity; Wnt signaling pathway, planar cell polarity pathway.